This is a messenger RNA of Dichotomopilus funicola, 1029 nucleotides long. RefSeq names its product inhibitor of apoptosis-promoting Bax1-domain-containing protein. The transcript has 2 exons. Gene Ontology annotation, cellular component: mitochondrial inner membrane. The record is from RefSeq and is a predicted model, not a curated record. Bases 1 to 1029 code for a protein of 342 amino acids. NCBI's taxonomy places the organism in Eukaryota, Fungi, Ascomycota, Sordariomycetes, Sordariales, Chaetomiaceae.
AUGUUCACACUUGCGAUCCGCGCAGGCCCCGGCCGUCUUGCGACCAAGGCGCCGCAACUUGCGCGCGCAUUCCACCAAUCCGCCGCCAAGAACAGUUUCUUCACUGCGAGGACAGCCGCCCUUGCCCAGCGCCCGACGGCCAAAACCUCGUCCAACAUCCUCGCCCGCCUUCGCGGCCCCGCACGCGGGUACCAAACACAAUAUGAGAUCUACGUCGACCCAGCGACCCGGCGCCAGCAGCUUUACCGAAAGCUGCUGGUCGGCGGUGCCAUUUUUGGCGGCACUCUCGUCACUGUCAACCUGAUGUUCAACCGCGAAACCCGCGAAGAUGGCGGGAUGCCGGCGUUUGAGCGGUCCUACCUCAACCGGACCUUCACGCACACCGGCCUGGGUAUUGGCAUCAUUGGCCUGAGUGCCUACCAGAUGAUCCAAAGCGGUUUUGUUUACCGCUUGAUGGUGACCAACCCAUGGGUGGUCGGCAUCGGUGGCAUCGCUUUGAGCAUCGGCAGCAUGAUGUUGACGCGGGCGAUCGACCCUGAGAACUACGUUCCCAAGUAUGCCUCGUGGGCCGUCUUCAACGCCACCCAAGCCGCCCUCGUUGCCCCGCUGAUGACCAUGGCACCGCCCGCCCUUCUUGCCCGCGCGGGCCUCUACACCCUCGCGAUGAUGGGCAGCAUCUCGUUCGUCGGCGCAACUGCCAAGCAAGACAAAUACCUGUACAUUGGCGGGCCCCUCCUUGCCGGUGCGGCCAUCGUCGCGGUCUCGGGCUUUGCACCGCUGGUGCUCCCCGCUACGGCUGUGCGGACCCUCGCGGUGACCGAGAGCCUGUGGCUCUACGGUGGUCUGGCCGUGUUUGGCGGCUUCACGUUGUACGAUGUGCAGAAGGUGUUGCAUCACGCGCGUGCGGCGGAGCGGGGCAUCAUCAAGGAGGACCCCGUCAAUGAGAGUAUCAGCUUGGAGCUCGACUUCCUCAACAUUUUCGUGCGCAUGGUGCAGAUUCUCAUGAUGCAGCAGAACCGGAGGAGGUAA